CAUUGCCUCUCUCUCUCUGCCACUCGCUGACCCGCAAACCUGCAUCUUCCUGCAUUGAUCUGAUCUGUACCUGCGACCAGGACAGUGUUUCGCCCAAUCCGCUAAUUCGACUUUCCCUUGCGCCCUACCUUGGACUGUAAACAGAGCUGUUGUUGCAUCGCCAGACUUGCUGGUCGACGAGCUCUUGUUAUUUGCCCUUCUUGUACCACCAAUCCUGCUGCUGCUGCUGCACGCUUCUUCGAGUCCCUGCAGCACAAGAACGAACGGUUCACAUCCACAAUAGCGCACCCAGAUCCUCCACCACAACACCAGCCGCCCUCGCAAUCGCAUCGCAUCGCAUUCGCCUCUUGCCGCUCAUUCCUUUGCGGUUUCGCACGAGCGCUCAUGUGCCCACCUCUGCCCGGCUCCUUCUGUUUGCGCGUCUCCAAAUACUCGCACAAUGUCCCCCGCCAGCUCUCCUCGCGCUACCGCAGACGCACCAUCUGCGAGACCAAGGACCCGGCCGCCCUCGAGGACUGCAUCAGCUGAAAGUGCCAUCACUGCAAAGAGCGAGGAAAUGCACUCUAUGCGUGCGCGUGCGUGGGAAGCAGCCACUUGCACCUCGGCAACUACACCUGCAUGCGAGUCUGAGAUUGGCGAGCCGAUCGCUGAGUUGAUGGAGGAUAUAUUUCACGCGCUGCAGCCGCUGCAACGCCGGGGCACUGGAACAAAGAAACCCAGUAGGAGCGCUUUCUCGUUUCCUGUUCGCUCUCCAGAGUUCUGUAAUUCACAAACUUGGAGCUAUGGAACGCCACCGCCUUCCUACGAUGAAUCUAUCGCAGACCUACCUCCUGACUAUACCUCGACUGAUGCGCUGGCCAAUUUGCAGUCACCUGAAUAUACUCCAUUCUCUUCUCUUAACGCCUCUCUAUGUUCAGAAGUCCCAAACUGCCUGCGAAUAAGUAGCAAUACGUCACCUACCUCUUCGCUCUUCUUCGACGAAAAAUCUGUGUAUGCAGACAUUGACUUCGGCUACUGCGAGACUGGAAUAAAGUCCCAUGCGAAGAAAAAGACCAAAGCUGCUGCUAAGAAGGCACCAGCCGCGGGAGCUGACGAUGGAGAGAAGAAGAAAGAGGAAGAGCCUGCUGCCAAUGGUGAUAAUAGUGGGGGUGAUCCUCCCGCGGACGGUGGGGCAGGAGGUGGCGAUGGCGGAGAUGGAGGUGGAGGUGGCGGGGACAAGGGUGGUGAUGAUUGGGAUACGUGGGGUACAGGUACAGGUAAGAAGGACAAGAAGAAAACCAAAAAGGAGAAGGAGGAAGAGGAGCGUUUGAAGAAAGAGGAGGAAGAGCGGGUCAAGAAGGAAGAAGAAGAGCGGCUGGCAAAGGAGGCAGAAGAGGAAGCUGAGCGCAAGAAGAAGGAAGAGGAAGAUGCGGCCGCUGCCGUAGCAGCAGCAGCGGCUACAAGUCCCUCCGCUGACCUAAGUUGGGCCAAUUCUGCCACAAAUAAUGACGAGUGGGCGUCCUUAGGAGUUGCCCCCGUCAAGAAGAAGAAGGGGAAAAAGGGGAAGACGGCCGAACCCGCGCCUCCACCUCCUCCUGAUCCACCUGCAGUAGAGGUAGCAACAUCAUUUGACGAUAUAAACCUUGACGACGGGGUACCGAAAAUUGAUAUGAAUUUCGGUGAUACUGGUGAUAAAGGAACGGCAAAAUCUGCAUUUGGGCUUCCUUCAUUAAGCAAUUGGACUUCAGGCUGGGGUUCAUCGCUUGACGGCUCAAAAGAUCCCAAUGCUGGCGGUGAUAAUCCCUGGGAUUCUGCAGAUAAGAAAAAGAAGGAUUCGUCUGGAUUUGACUUCGACUUUGAUGCUGCGUUCAAAGGCACAACGGAAGCUGCUCCGGCAACUGAAGAGAAACAACCCGAAGAUGACGGCUGGGGCAUCGGCGUUGGAACAACCAAGACCAAGAAGAAGGGAAAGAAAGGCGCCCUAAUCGAGGACUCGGUUCCGGACGCACCAGCCCCGGCCCUUGAGCCUGAGAAGAAAGAGGAUGAUUUAAACGCCUUCACCUUUGGAGGUGCCAAAGACAAGAAGAAAAAGAAGAAGGGGGCCGUGGUCGAGGAAGUUCCCCCGCCUCCACCGCCAGAACCGGAACCGGAACCGGAACCAGUAGUCGAGCCUGAACCCGUACCAGAACCGGAACCUGUAAAAGAAGAAGAUCCUUGGGGUGGUUGGGCGGCGGGUGCAUCAACGGUUAAGAAAGGAAAGAAAGGCAAAAAAGGGGCGAAAGAGGAACCCAAGAUUGAGGAACCUCCUCCGCCUCCUCCUGAACCAGAACCUGUACCAGAACCAGAACCUGUGCCCGAGCCCGAGCCCGAGCCGCCAAAGGAGGAAGUCCCGGCUGUUGACCCGUUUGCUGGACUUAGCAAGGCGCAGAAAAAGAAACUUGAGAAGAAGAUGAAAGACGACGCAAAGCUGAAGGAGCAAGAGGAUGCGAAGCGCCAGAAAGAAGACGAGGAGGCGGCCGAGCUUAAGAGGCAAGAGGAGGAAGACGCGGAACGAAUCCGAUUAGAAGAGGAGGAAGCAGAGAAGAAGCGAUUAGAAGAAGAAGCCGCUGCUGCAGAAGCAGAGAAGCCUAAGAAGAAAGAGGACGACAUUUGGGCCGAUUUCGCUGCCCCAACUACUACAAAGAAGAAGAAAAAGAAAGGCGCCAAAGACGAACCAAAGGUCGAAGAGCUUCCACCACCUCCUCCACCUCCACCUCCUGAGCCAGAAGUCGUGCCUGAGCCAGAACCUACGCCACCUGCUGAAGAGAAGCCAGCUGAAGGUUGGGAUGACUGGGGCACAACUGCGCCUGUCAUAAAGAAAGGCAAAAAAGGUAAAAAAGGCGCCGCGGCUGCAAUCGUUCCUCCCAAGGAAGAGCCCGUCGUCGAACCCCCUCCACCGGCCGAGCCUGAACCAGAACCAGAACCAGAACCAGAACCAGAACCAGAACCGGAACCCGAGCCGGAGCCGGAGCCGGAACCUGUCGUGGCUAAGAAAGAAAGCACAGAUUGGGGGAUUAGUUCAAUCUGGGGAGGUUCAAAGAAGAAAAAGAAGGGUAAAACCGUUGAGCCAGAGCCAGAACCGGUACCCGAGCCAAUCAUCGAGGAUCCAGCCGUUGUUCAAGAGCCUGUUGCUGUCGAGGAGCCUAAGGAAGAAGAGGAAGACGAUUGGGGUGCGCCAUCUUGGAGUAAGAAGAAGAACAAGGAUCCGAAGAAGGAUGCUCCCAUUGAAGUCAUCGAAGACACUACAACGCCCGUUCAGAAGCCAGAUGAGGAUGAUCCAUGGGGCAGCGCAGCAUUCAACAUUGGCAAGAAAGGGAAAAAGGGGAAAAAGGGUGCCGUCGUACCCAAUGCACAUGCGCCUUCGGGAGAUUUAGAGGCGGAGUUUCCGUCACCCAAGGAGAUCGAAGCGCCCCCGCCCGUCGAAGAGGAGAAGAAAGAAGAGGAUGACAUUUGGGGCUUUGCUGCUACUUCCUCCAAGAAAAAGAAGAAGAAGGGCGAAACUGCCGACGAUACCCUUAGCAAGACAGUGUCCAGGGACUCCGCGUCGAAGUCAGCCAAUGACACUUUUGAAGACCUCAUUUCGCUUGAUGAUCCACCUCCAGCGGAGGUAGUACCUGUGGAGGAAAAGAAAGACAAAAAGGACAAGAAGGAAAAGGAGUCCGCGAAGUCAAGCAUGUGGGGCGCAUUUGGUGGUUCAUCUUCCAAAACUGCCAAGAAAGAGACUUCUUCUGAGAAGAAGGUUCGUGAGAAACGCGAAAAGAAGGAAAGAGAGGAGCAAGAGCGUUUGGAGAAAGAGGCUGCCGAGAAGGAAGAAGAGGAGCGUCUCGCCCGUGAAGCUGAAGAGGCUGAAGCAGCUGAGAAAGCUCGCAUCGAAGCUGAAGAAGCCGAGGCAGCUCGAAUUGCUGAAGAAGAGGCUGAAGCAGCUCGAAUCGCUGCCGAAGAGGAAGAGAAGAAGAAAAAGAAAGAAGAGGAGGAAGCGUCAAAGAGCUCUGGGUGGGGCGCUAGCAUCUGGGGCACAAAGUUGAAGAAGACGGAGACUACGAAAGACAGGAGAGCCCGCGAGAAGCGAGAACAAGAAGAAAAGGACCGCCUCGAGCGCGAAGAGAAGGAACGUGUUGAGCGCGAAGAAAACGAACGUUUUGAACGGGAAGAGCAGGAACGACUUGAACGCGAAGAGACGGAACGGCUCGAGGCAGAAGAAACAGCGCGUGUUGCUGCAGAGGAACAAGAGCGGAUUGAUCGCGAGGCGGCAGAAGCUGCAGAGGCGGCCGAGAAGGCUCGAGUUGAAGCUGAGGAAGCUGCAAAGGCAAAGGCCGAGGAGAGCUCUGGAUGGGGUAUAUUUGGCUCAUCGAAGAAGAAGGAAACCUCAAAGCAGAAGCGCGAGCGUGAGGCCAAGGAAAAGAAGGCGCGUGAAGAGGCGGAGAGACUAGAACAGGAAGCCAAAGAUGCCGCCGAGGCCGCCGAGAAGGCACAGAAAGACGCUGAAGAAGCUGAAUUUGCACGGAUUGCUGCAGAGCAAGAUCUCAUUCUCGAGCCCGUCGUCGAGCCCGUCUCGAAGGAUAAGAAAAAGAAAAAGAAGAGGGGUGUUGUCGAGGAACUUCCCCUCCCGCCUCCCCCUCCGCCUGCGGACCCUAUGAACGACGACGACCUGUUCGAUCUGGUCAAGGACGUGCCUGCGGAUGAACUGCUCGCCGAACUUGGAAUGGUGAAUAACACUAAGCCUGAGGAAGUAGUAGUAGAAGAAGAAGAGGCAGAGGCAGAGGCAGAGGCAGAGGCAGAGGCAGCAGCGGCUAGCGGCUGGGGAAGCGCUUGGGGUAUAUCACUUCGCAAAACGAAAAAGGUAGAACCAAAGGUGGAGGAGCCUGUGAUCGCUGAGUCAGCGCCAGAGGAGCCAGUUCUCGAGGAGCCCCCGAACGAUCCAGAACCUCCGAUUGCUGACGACCCUCCGCCCAAGGCAACCAAGUCCUCCAAAAAGUCAAAGUCCGGCUUAGUUUCCGAACGCUCAAGUAAACUGAAGAGCAAGAAGGAUAGAUAUGUUGAGCCCGAACCAGAGCCCGAGCCAGAGCCUGUUGUAGAAGAGCCUGCACCUGAACCUGAACCUGAACCUGAACCUGAACUGGACCCUGAGCCUGAGCCUGAACCCCCUGCGGUUGAGAUCAUCGAACCGACUCCUAAGAAGUCUUCUAAGAAGGAGAAGAAAUCCAAGAAGUCAAAAUUCGAGACGGAUACUCCACUUGUGAUCCCUGCGCCCGAUCCUGCACCUGUGGAGGUUCUCACGAGAAGAUCGCCUGUGCCAGGCGGUUUCCCGAUGGACGACGAUAUGGACCUGAUUGACGUGGGCAGCCCGCCGCCGCCACCGCCACCGCCAGAGCCUGUAGAGCCCGAGCCCGAGCCUGUUGUCGUUGUAACUGACAAAAAGGGGAAAAAGCUUAAGAAGAGCAGCAAAUCAAGAACUGUACCUAUUUUCGAAGCACCACCUCCACCGCCUCCCCCGCCACCACCGGAGCCUGAGCCUGAGCCUGAAGCUAUCGCUGAGGAUGCACCCGCAGAUGGUGACCUACUAGACUUUGACGAUGCCGCCCCCAUGGAGGUUGACGAUGCUCCAGCCAAACUUCCUACUCCGCCGCCUGAAGUGAAGGCAGACUCCCCGAAGAAGGAACGUGUGAAAGUUGCCCGCAGUGGAGCGGCUGGAUCAUGGGGCUUUUGGGGAGGUGGUGCUGCUGCGACUCGGCAGAAGCCCAGAACAAAGUCUGGCGGUGAAGAUGGAGCAAGUAGUGCGGCUGCUGCUGUAAAACCCAGUAUAGUCCGCUCGAAGUCGGUGCGCACUACAUCAACAAGAGACAACGAUGCCAAGUCACGCUCGUCAGGAUCUGACAAGCUUUCAGGAGCAAAGGCACCAUCCAUGUCACACUCCAAGCCAAGACGCACUUCGACUGGGCUGGGCUCGCUCUUUGGAGUUGCGCCUCCCCCGCCAUCUCGUUCCAAGUCCAAGCGAACUUCUGGGACAGUUAGAACCAUGUCUCGUCGGGCGUCCAUCGAUCACGAUGCUGCAAUGAUGUCGCCACCACAGACAGAUACUGACGUCAAGGUAUCAGCGAAAGCUGCAAAGGUCAUGGGUAUGAAGAGUGCUUCGCGCCGCGCCAGUACUAGGGACAAGGGUAAAGCUAGAGUUGUCCCCGACCCGUAUCCCAUCCAGGAUGACCUCGAGCUGCUGGACGAUGAAUCUCCGACACCAACGCCCAGACCAGAGCCGUCGCGUCGCAAGUCAAAGCGCGACUCGGUGCAGCCCGUCGAGAUCCUGACCGCGCCGCCUAGCGCCGACGAUCCGGUUGUUGUUGACCCCUUGGAGGUGGACCCGGCCCCAGCUGAGGCUGAACGCCCCCGCCGCGAGCGCGAGCGUGAACGAGAACGAGAACGACCCCGUCGUGAGCGUGGCAACUCUGAUGCCAUGGGUACUCUUGCUGGUGUUGCAGGUACCGCUGCUGCCGUAAGCGGCUUCAAGAAUAUGUUUGGUCUGGGUCGCAAGAAGAACGCGCCGGAAGAGCGCCACAAGACUGCUUAUGAGACAGAGGACGAGCGCAGACGUCGCAAGCGAUCCACGACGCGCGGUGGAGCGACCGAAGACGAGGCAAAGCGACUGCGACACGAGCGCCGCAGUGUUCGUCAUCCGCGCGUGCCCGAUGAGGCCGACUUCAUGGUCUCUGGCGCAAAUGGCGGCGUGAACGGCGGCAGCGACCACGACCCCGAGCGCGAAGCACGACGAGCUGAGCGCAGGGCUCGGCGCGACGCAGACAAGGGCUCUCGACGGGCAGAGCUCGAGGACGUCGAAGCAAAGGCUGAGCGUCGCCGUGAGCGUGAGCGCGGCAACGAGCGCAACAUCCUCGCGGAGAAGAAGGCCCGCCAGAUGGCCGAACUGGAGCGUCGCAAUCAGCAGGCUGAGGAGGAACUACGUCGUAUGGCAGAGAAGGACGAGCGGCGAAAGGCACGCACCGAGCGCAAGCCAACCGAAGACAAAGACCGCGAGCACCGUUCCUCGCGCCGCAAAGAAAAGGAACACGAAUCUGCUCGACCUCACACCGAGCGCCGUCGCUCGCACAUAGACGAUGACGCAGAACGCCGUCGCCGCCACGAAGAGCGCCGUGCUGCUAGACGCAACUCAGAGUACCCUGCGCCCUCAAACGGCGAGCCCAUCACCGACUACUUUGACGAGCGCAACGGCGGUGCCCCGCGCUCCAAACAUCGCAGUUCGCGCGCCGCACGGGAAGAAGAGAACCAGCCGUACAUCAACAAAGGCCCCGACAAGACCUCAUCGUGGGUUGAAUCUCUGUCCAAUGAACCACCGCUACCCCCGCCCAUCUCUGAAACUGUCCUUGAUCCUCCCCCAGGCGCGCACGAUGAUGAUGACCCCGAAGAUGAGGUGACGGCCUCCCAGGAUGAGGAUAUCCGUCUUCGUAUCGCAGGGCGCAGAGGCGCCAAACGGGACAAGGAGCGCGGUGAAAGGGGCGGCAAGGAACGAGAUCGAUCCCGCGGUGCAGACAGGGAUCGCAAGAGCCAUCGUCGACAAAGCCACUACGAGAGCACGAGGGGUGGUGGUGACGAAGAAAGGGACAGGAAGAGAGAAAGCAAGAGGAAGAGCCAUGUCCCAUCGGCGGCGUAUGAGGAGCCGCCGGUUCGGACAUGGGACGGCAGACCGGCGCUGGACAAUGGAGGGGGCGGUGCUGGAAAGAGGGGCAGUUGGUUUAAGAAGAUCGCAGGGUUUUGAGUUGCUACGACAUUUGACGUUGUUCGGAUUUUGAUGAUGCAUUGCGCGGCGUUAUUGUUUUUCGACGAUUCGACGUUCGAUAUCCCAUUCUCCUACCAAAGCAGCAUUGUUAGCACGGGAUCUCUUUGUAAUAUCCUUGGAUUUUCACGUCUGCGUUAUUUUGUGCCUGAUUUGGGGGGGUUACGCUCGAUACGAUACUGUUUGGCUUCUCUACUACUAUAUUUGAGCGUGCUUUUUGUCUUGUAAUAUUCUUGUUGUUGCUGUUGUCGUUGUUGUCGUCUUUGUUUACGUUUGGAUACAUGUGGGAUGAAGUUUGUUGGAAUAUCAUCGUGAGAUUAGAUACCCCUCCUUGGUUCUAUACAAAGAAGUUGCACGCAAAACUGCUGCUCAUAGCUUCCCCCCCCCC
Cucurbitaria berberidis CBS 394.84 is the source of this 8186-nucleotide messenger RNA. RefSeq lists its product as uncharacterized. Lineage: Eukaryota; Fungi; Ascomycota; Dothideomycetes; Pleosporales; Cucurbitariaceae. Bases 440 to 7780 code for a protein of 2446 amino acids. The transcript is spliced from 4 exons. The record is from RefSeq and is a predicted model, not a curated record.